AUGUAUGCUGUGACCAUUAGUGAGGAGGGUGACUGUUACCGGUGUUUCCCGCCCGACCCGGGCAUUGGUACUGCUGCUCCAGGUGCCGGUGAGGCUUCUGCUCUAGGUGCCAGUGCGUCUGUGCUCUCAGGUGCUCGUGAGACUGCUCUCUCAAGUACUAGUGCGUCUGCGCUCUCAGGUACUGCGUCGGCUUCGGCCUCCCACACCUUCACUCUUGACUCUGGAGCGUCUCGCUCUUUCUUUCGGGACCGCACCACACUUACGCCGCUUAGUCGGCCGGUUGCGGUUUCCCUGGCUGACCCCUCUGGGGGUCCUGUCCUGUCUCGCUUCUCCACAGUCCUCCCGUGUCCGGCGGCUCCCUCUGGCACCCUGUCUAGUCUCUACCUCCCCUCGUUCUCUACGAACUUGGUGAGUGGUGCUGACCUACAGGAUGCGGGAGUUCACCAGUUCACCCCUGCUAGUCAGCGAGUGACGCACUGCACAGAGGCUAGCACGGGUCGUCACCUGGCUACGUUUACACGUCAGCCAGGGUCGAGCCUGUACACACUGACCACUGCUUCUCCUCCAGGUGCUGAGUCUGGUAGAGUCCCUUCGUCUGGUCAGGUGUUUGCUGCAGCGUCCAGGUCUGGUCCUGAGUCUGCCCCCUGUUCGUGUCGCCGUCUGUCUCACGAGACCCUCCUCUGGCACCACCGCCUUGGCCACCCCUCUCUGCUUCGGCUCAGAGGCAUGGCCUCCCGUCUUCUUGUGUCUGGUCUCCCCCGGUCUCUACCUCCCCUUCCUCAGGGCCCUGGCCCUGCCAGUGUCCCCUGUGUCGAGGGGCACCAGCGUGCUGCCCCUCACUCCUCCCAGUUUCCUCCGACAGAGGCUCCGUUGCAGACACUUCACAUGGACGUGUGGGGCCCUGCCCGCGUCCGUGGACUCGGUCACGAGCGCUACUUCCUGUUGGUGGUUGACGACUACUCGCGUUACACCACAGUCUUCCCCUUGCGCAGCAAGGGUGAUGUCACUGAGGUGCUGAUCGACUGGAUCCGCGCAGCUCGUCUCCAGCUCAGGCAGAGCUUUGGCUCGGACUUUCCUGUGUUGCGUCUGCACUCGGACAGAGGCGGAGAGUUCUCCUCUGGCCUUCUGCGUGCCUACUGUCGUGCGCGAGGCAUCCGCCAGACCUUCACGCUUCCGGACUCCCCGCAGCAAAAUGGGAUUGCAGAGCGCCGCAUUGGCAUGGUCAUGGACGUCGCUCGUACGUCCAUGAUGCAUGCGGCUGCCCCCCAUUUUCUGUGGCCGUUUGCGGUCAGGUACGCAGCGCAUCAGAUCAACCUCCACCCCAGGGUCUCCAGGCCGGAGACCUCCCCAGCGCUGCUGUGGACGGGGAAGGUUGGCGAUGCGUCGGCGUUCCGGGUCUGGGGAUCUCGGGCGUUUGUCCGCGACUUGUCUGCGGACAAGCUGUCCCCUCGCGCUGCUCCCUGCGUCUUCCUGGGGUUCCCCCCCGACGCCCCUGGGUGGCAGUUCUACCACCCCACCUCUCGACGUGUUCUGUCCUCCCAGGACGUCACGUUCGACGAGUCGACGCCUGUCGAGGUCACUGGUGACUCUGGUGCUGCUGCGGGAGCUGAGCCUGGGGGUGCUGAGACUGGAGGUGCUACGCCUGAGGGUGCUGAGCCUGGGGGUGCGGAGUCUGGAGGUGCUGAGCCUGGGGGUGCUGAGCCUGGGGGUGCUGAGCCUGGGGGUGCUGAGACUUGGGGUGCUCCGCCUGGAGGUGCUUCGUCUCGCCGAGAGCCACUCUCCCCACAGGAGCUACGUGAGUGGUUUGCCAGGCGCUGGAGGCGUGCUGCUGGUACUGGAGGUUCUUCGGCUGCAGAGGGUACUGCUGCCGAGCGUCCCGGAGGUGCUCGUACUGUGGGUGCUGGAGCUGCUGGGUCUGAGGGUUCUCCUGGAGCUGGUGCUGCUGAGGGUGUUGGCGCUGAGACUGCUGCUGGAGGUCCGACUGGCGGUGCUCCUGGUGGUGCUGCUGGAGGUUCUGGAGCUACUGGAGGUGCUGCUGGAGCGGGUACUCCUGCUGGGGGUACUGGUGCUGUCCCUGCUGUUUCUGGCGUCGCCGCGCGGCCCCGGCCGUACUUCGUUCCGCUCCUGCAGCAGGUUCUUGGUCUUACACCUUCUCCUGGUCCUCCUCCUCCUCCCUUAGAGGGUCCACAGCCUCGUCGUGAGCCUGCGUCUCGUCCUGCGUCGCCUGUUCGUACUGCGCGCGCUAGUGGUCGCGGUUCCCGUCAGCGUCCUCCUCCCUGUCCCUGGCACGCACCGGAUGUCUCUGCGUCCGUCUACUGCUCCUCUGCGUGCCCCUUUUGCCUUCUCCUCCUGCUUCCUCUCUUCCUGCUCUUGCCGACCCUGGAGUCGGACUCUCUUCGUGCUGCCAGUCCUACUGUCACGCGUCUCCUUGCUACUGCUGUCACUGACCCUUCUUUCGAGUCUUCUGCUGCGUCUGCCCUUGUCACUGAGCUCGUCGACUUUGCUGCGCGCUGUCGUCUAGAACUACCCUGCUAG
Closterium sp. NIES-65 is the source of this 2535-nucleotide messenger RNA. The record is from the annotation of a GenBank genome assembly. Lineage: Eukaryota; Viridiplantae; Streptophyta; Zygnematophyceae; Desmidiales; Closteriaceae.